This is a messenger RNA of Tachysurus fulvidraco (yellow catfish), 1371 nucleotides long. RefSeq names its product zinc finger, AN1-type domain 1 (gene zfand1). Gene Ontology annotation, molecular function: zinc ion binding. The coding region runs from base 57 to 869 and encodes 270 amino acids. The transcript is spliced from 8 exons. The record is from RefSeq and is a predicted model, not a curated record. Gene Ontology annotation, biological process: cytoplasmic stress granule disassembly. Lineage: Eukaryota; Metazoa; Chordata; Actinopteri; Siluriformes; Bagridae. Gene Ontology annotation, cellular component: cytoplasmic stress granule; cytoplasm.
UGAAAAUAGGUUUUUUAUGGCUUUUAUUUUGAAAAUAGGUUCCAAGGCGCUCUAAAAUGGCCGAAUUGGACGUUGGAAAACAUUGUGAAAUUGAGUCUUGCAAGCAAAAAGACUUUCUGCCGUUUGUUUGUGAUUUCUGCUCAGGGGUGUUUUGUCUUGAACACAGAAGUAGAGAUUCACACUCCUGUCCAGAGAUCUCUGUGAGAAGAGGUGUCUUGGACCCAGGGGUCAGUGCAUUGUAUCCAUGCACAUUUCAGGACUGCAAAGGCAGGGAGCUUCUACCUGUAAUCUGCCAACAUUGUCAAAAACAGUUCUGUCUUGUUCAUCGGCAUCAGGAAGACCACAAGUGUGAGAAGUUGGAGGCACCUAAACCACGAAUGGUGGCAACACAGGAACUUGUACAAAAAAUAGUAGAAUCAAAGAAGAAUGCACCAACCAGGAAAGGGAGAAAGGGGGCAAAAAAUAGUGCUACAGCUGCUAAAGUUGCCCUUAUGAAACUAAAGCUGCAUGGUACUGGAGAUAAAGGAUUGCCACAGACAGAGCGGACAUAUUUCCAGGUCUUCCUGCCAAAAGGUGUGAAAACAUCCAGCCUGCCCAUGUUCUUUAGUUCCAAGUGGAGUGUGGGAAAAGUGAUUGAUUUUGCAGCCGCUCAGGCCAGCCUGCAAAACAACAACAAUGUGUUCACAGCCAAGAAACUGCGACUGUGCCAUCCUGAAACUGGGGAGGCCUUUAAAAUGGAUGCAUGUCUCCAGUCACUGCUUUCACGUUCUGAUUCUCCUCUCUAUAAUGGCGGCAUGGUUAUCUUGGAAUAUCUGGAUAAUGAGACAUUUGGAGUUGAAGAUGUCACAUCCUACAUUUCUUCUUCUUGAUCUAAAACUUCUAAUGUAUAAUUAAUUCUGUAAUAAUUUGGAUCAAAUAUGAACUUUUUUCUCUUAUACAGUCAAGUUCAUGUACUGUUUCUGGCCACAAAGACUGAUUGUUAUCAGGUCAUCUAAUAUCUGUAAAAAAAAAAAAAAUGAAAAGAAAGAAGACUUGCUUAGCGAUUAAGCCCAAGUUACCAGACCAAAUGAGAUAUGACCUAGAUGACGGAUGAAGUUAUAUUUUUAGAAUUUAAGUUCACUGAAAAAUUUAUUUAGAUGUGAUGGUGCCUGUGUUGAGGAAAAUGACCCAAACUGGCUCUCAUCUCAAAAUGAUGAAUUCUAUAUUACAUGGUAAACCAUUUCAACAUCUAUACAUAGCAUCUUUUGAUUAUCAAUCAUUGUUAAAAUUCAGGGGCACUUCCAAUAUCGCAAGAUAUACAGGACUCUUAUGUUUUCAGUACAUGCUAAGAAAUUCUGUAAUGCUAUAAAUAAAUAAUUUAAUAAUGACAAA